Molecule: messenger RNA, 883 nt
Organism: Conger conger (European conger)
Lineage: Eukaryota; Metazoa; Chordata; Actinopteri; Anguilliformes; Congridae
Gene: bud31
Product: BUD31 homolog
Exons: 4
Coding region: 100-534 (144 amino acids)
Biological process (GO): mRNA splicing, via spliceosome
Cellular component (GO): spliceosomal complex; nucleus
Source: RefSeq, a predicted model, not a curated record
UAACCUUGGGUAUAAAUCCACCAACGACCUCAAGGAAGAAGAGCCAACAGCACAGUCUUUGCUUUUGCGACGAUUUACUGUGUUUUUAUUAAUUGAACAAUGCCGAAGGUGAAACGAAGUAGAAAACCACCUCCAGACGGCUGGGAGCUCAUUGAACCAACGCUGGAUGAGCUGGAUCAAAAAAUGAGGGAAGCCGAGACUGAACCACACGAAGGCAAGCGGAAAGUGGAAUCUCUGUGGCCCAUCUUCAGGCUGCAUCAUCAACGGAGCCGCUACAUUUUCGAUCUUUUCUACAAACGAAAGGCUAUCAGUAGAGAGCUCUAUGAGUACUGCAUUAAAGAAGGGUAUGCUGACAAGAACCUGAUCGCAAAGUGGAAGAAGCAGGGCUAUGAAAAUUUGUGCUGCCUCCGUUGCAUCCAGACCAGAGAUACAAACUUCGGAACAAACUGCAUUUGCAGAGUGCCGAAAAGCAAACUUGAAGUGGGUCGGAUUGUUGAAUGUACUCACUGCGGAUGCAGAGGCUGCUCUGGCUGAAAUGCGGUCUUUUUUUUUGCACCUCAAGCUAAUCUGCGGCCAUUUUGUAAACAACAAAUGGCAAUAACUUAAACUUAAUAUUGUACCUUUAUAUCGAUGUAUAUUCCUGGCCAAUGACCGUUUUACUGUUGCAAAAUCAAAUUACCGAACAGGAGGUGUAAAUGAUGUAUAUUCCUAAAGUAAUGUAAUUUCAAGUUUUUAAUAGUUGAGUUUUUGUGAACGCUCAUUGCCAUUAUUAGCCGGACUGCAAGAACUGCGGCAUUUCUGGACCAAGGAAUGUUUAUUUGAACACAUCUUUGAUUCACUGUAUUCAUCACCCUCUUCCACGUAAUCUCUUUUUUUUGGGGGG